Molecule: messenger RNA, 3039 nt
Organism: Clarias gariepinus (North African catfish)
Lineage: Eukaryota; Metazoa; Chordata; Actinopteri; Siluriformes; Clariidae
Gene: fam72a
Product: family with sequence similarity 72 member A
Exons: 5
Coding region: 225-668 (147 amino acids)
Cellular component (GO): cytosol
Source: RefSeq, a predicted model, not a curated record
GUUUAGAUAGCUUAAUCUGUUUCGCUAUAUCACGUUAUCGCAUUGCAUUCUCUCAGUAGAAUCGACGAUUUCAUUGUACACUAUAUUUAUAAUUUUUAACCAAGUCGUCUGGGUUGAAAUAAAAAAAAGUAAGCGUCUUUUAUCUUUUGUCAACCUAAACGCUUUGGAAGUAAGCAGAUGUGUGCUUAAUCUGAUCUACAGGGUUUGUCUGCUCGAGGUACACGAUGUCGACGUCGAAUUUUAAGAAUAAGUGUGUUGCACAAGUGAACUGCGUUUACUGCGACAAUCUUCUGUGUACAAGAGGCAUGAAAGCUGUGCUUUUAGCAGACACAGAAAUCGAGCUGUUCUCCACUGACAUGCCCCCAAACAGGACUGUCGAUUUUGUGGCAGGCUGCUAUUCAACAGAAAGCUGUAAAUGCAAAUUAAGAGACAUCGCCUGUCUGAAAUGUGGAAACGUUGUGGGGUAUCAUGUAGUGGCUCCGUGCAAACCCUGCCUGCUCUCCUGUAACAAUGGCCACUUUUGGAUGUUUAACAGUGAAGCUGUUUCCACCAUCAACAGACUGGAUGCAACAGGAGUGAAUCUGUUGCUGUGGGGAGAUCUCCCAGAGCUGGAGGGAAGUGAGGACGAGAGCACAGACAGCCUUUUAGAAGAGGAAUACCUCAGAUAGGAUGCCAUAGAGGUACCCGCCUCCCCCUCUCCCUGUUCCUUAAUGAACUACUUGGAAGACUCAAGAAACUUCAUUUGAAGCAUAUUCUGACAGGAAGGAGAAACACAGACACCACAGAAUGAUGAAUCGUUUGUCUUAUGGUUGCACCCUCAACGGCAGUCUGCUUUUGAGUAUAUUUUUGCUACAGCAUCUAAUUUGACUGUAAUCACGUGGAAAGUACAAGCAUUUUGAGUCAUUUCCUUCUUGCCGGUUUCACUCCAUACUGUAUGAUAAACUCAGAUAGCUGAACGUGAACUUGUGAAAAUAAGCAAACGUCCAAAUAAGCAUGUUUUGCAGUUGUUAAACCGCAGCCGUGUGCUAUAUUUAUUCAUUCAUUUCAUUAUUUUAAAUCGAACAUACUUGAAAUGUAGUAAAUGUGAGCGACGUUGUUUCUGUGAAUGACUCACAGAAUAACUUCAGUUAUAAUCGUGUUAUAACCACUGUUAUUUCAACAUCUUGCCACGUCUUGUAAUACGAGUGACAGUUCAUGCAAACGGUACGAUAAUUAAACAGUGUGAAUGUCACUUAUAUUAUAUUAACCGGGCCUGGAUGAAAUAUGCUUGAAUACAUGCAAGGAACAAUUUUUUUUUUGCCUUCUUUUUUCUUAAAAUAUAAUAUAUUUUGAAAACUGUUAGGUUGAAGCAGUAGCACAGUCUCAUAAUAGAUGAGCAUAGACAUGAAAUACUUGCAGCGAAUGACUCUGCGAAUGACUGAAUUGCUUUCAGAGCUUACCUUUGCAGCAUUUUUAUUACAACUCCGAUGUACGUAUCUUAGCUAACAGUCUUUGCUUUGUCGUGCGGUAUAUCUUAAGUAAAAACAAAGAAGCCCAAGGCAUUAUAGACUGAAAGACAGAAUUUGAUAAUAGCAUUAUUUUGGUUCUUACAUGCUAAAAAAUGAGAAUAAAAAUUAAAAAAAUGUAGCACACCGGCCGUGCAUGGCUGGUGCACCGGCUCGUUUCUCCUUCCCACAUUCCUGUCCGACCAAAACUUGAUAUUGUAUGUAUUUAUUUUUUGGUCUAUUUAAAUAGGCGCAAUUAUUAAACUGACAAAUAGGACGACUAAGAAUUACUGUUCUGUUCCAUCUUAUUUCUACACAUUGAUUCAUUGUAUUAUUCUUUAUUAGAAAUUGUUUCUUUGAUGAUCAGCAUUUCAGGAGGCAUGUGCUCUUUGUUCUGCUCUAAUAUUUGAAGUGUCAGGGUACACAGCCUGGGCCAAAGGAAAGUCGCACACGUUUUUAUUUAAUUGGAUCACCUGUAGCUUUGAUUAUAGCACAUAUUCACUUUCAGCAAUCAAUUAUGAAACAUCGUAUUUGUUUUUGUCUGAAAUCUAGUAUUGUUGGUGGAUUCAGACAACUCUAAAUUGAAGUCUUCUCAGACCCACCCUGAAGACUUUCAGUGGAGUUAAGGUCAGGACUUUGUGGUGGCCAAGUCCUGUGUGAAAAUGGUUCAAAUGCUCACAGAACAACUCUUUCAUACUUGGAGUAAUGGUUUAUGCCCACGCCAUUGGGGAAGAAAAAAAUGCAUAGAUGUGAUAAGCUGGUCAUUCAGUACAUACAGAUCGUCAGCUGACUUCAUUUUAUUGCCACAUAACAUGGCUGAGCCUAGACCAGACCUUAUAAAGCAACUCCAGAGGCUUGCACAGUGGGCGCUAUGCCUGCUGGGUGCAUUCUCAUGCAUUUCCCUUCUUACCCUGAUGCGAUCAUUAGACCUUUUUCCAUUACUCCAAAUUUCAGUCGAUAUCCUGUCUAGCAAACUGAACCCUUGAAGUAACUUCCUUUUCACAACCCCCGGGAUUCGUCUCCUGAAGUAGUUUGUUUAGGAAAUGAGAAGGUACUAGCUGCAUUUGGAAGGUUAAAAGAAUUGCUAAGACAUUAAUCCCUGCUGUAAUUAUAUAGUGAAAGUUAUUUUAAUUAAUUGUUUACUUAAAUCCAAGCAGCGACUUUUUUUUUGGCCAGGCUGUGUGUUAACAUGUAAUUCUUGUCAGUGUUGGUAGAAUUGUUUAUUUAAGAAGAAAUAUCAGAUUUAUUAUUGGCUUGUUGAUGAAUUUUUCUUCCCCUGCCUUUGGCAAAUUGCAUUAAGAUGACUUGACCAAAAUAAAAUGGUAGAAAUAAUAUAAUUUUUAACUUAUUAACAGAAACUGUUUAUUUUCUGUAAUUUAUCAACAUUGUGAAUGUAUAUAUUUAUUAACAGACAUAAGACUGUAUUUAUACUUGGAUAAUUCCUCUUGCACCAUCUGAUGACUGAAAGAGAGUUUGUAAUUCUUUGACUUUGCACUGUAAAAGGUGUUGCUGGGUUGUUUUGUACGCUUGCCGUCUUGAUAUUAAACGUUUUUAA